AUGAUGAAAAUUUUGUAUCGUUUUGAUAUCAAAUGCCAUGAACUUCCAAAUAAUGAGUGCAAUAGUCGCAGAUCUGAUAUUAUUAAUAUAUGAAAAUUUUGUGAUAAAAACCUUACAAAUAAGCCAGAAUUUGUUAUUACUAGAAGGAGUAAGAAAGCUAUUAGCUUAGGAAUUCUUAAACUUUCACAAGAUAAAAUUUGGAUUAGGCCUAAUUAG
Blepharisma stoltei is the source of this 216-nucleotide messenger RNA. The record is from the annotation of a GenBank genome assembly. NCBI's taxonomy places the organism in Eukaryota, Ciliophora, Heterotrichea, Heterotrichida, Blepharismidae.